CUCAGCGCUGCCACCCACCACACUGCUUCAGUAUAAAGGCUGCGGUCCAUCCUCAGCCUCCGCUCUCUGGAUACACAACACACAGCCUCUGACCAGACAAACCGUGAGAAGAGAAAAAGAAGAUGACUGACCUCGAGACCUCCAUGGUGACCAUGAUCGCAGUGUUUCGCAAGUAUUCGGAGAGAGAAGGAGACAAACACAAACUGAAGAAGAGCGAGCUGAAGGACCUGCUUCACGACGAGCUGCCGGAUCUGAUGACGCAUGUGAAAGACCAGGCCGAGCUGGACAGCCUGAUGGAGAGCCUUGACACCGACGGAGACUCCGAAUGCAACUUCCAGGAGUUCAUGACUUUCGUCUCCAUGGUUACCGUCUGUUGCCACGAGUUUUUCGAGCAUGAAGACGAGUAAUGAGGCGGUGACCUUGGACGGGGAUGAAAGGGGAGCUUAAGUAAAUUGUACAAAAAAAAAAAAGCAGAAGCCCGGCAACGCAGAGCCUUCUCGAUU
Paralichthys olivaceus (Japanese flounder) is the source of this 503-nucleotide messenger RNA. RefSeq names its product S100 calcium binding protein, beta (neural) (gene s100b). Gene Ontology annotation, biological process: positive regulation of canonical NF-kappaB signal transduction; positive regulation of cell population proliferation. Gene Ontology annotation, molecular function: calcium-dependent protein binding; S100 protein binding; RAGE receptor binding. NCBI's taxonomy places the organism in Eukaryota, Metazoa, Chordata, Actinopteri, Pleuronectiformes, Paralichthyidae. Gene Ontology annotation, cellular component: nucleus; cytoplasm. The record is from RefSeq and is a predicted model, not a curated record.